GUGCUUGUACGGUGACGACAUCUUCAUCAUUUUUACUUCUCAGACACAUGUCGCGCUGCCUUUGCCUUUGAAUCCCUAAUAAAUUCAGAACCAACCAAUCAUGAUGUCUAGGUAUUGUGGCCGCUUUCUACAGAGGACAGCUUCACAGCAGCUAGUUCGAUCCAAGUCCAGCGCUUCCAACCCAUCAGCAGCUGUAGGCUACCUGACAUCGGAUCAGGUCUUCGAGAGGGAGUCCCGCUAUGGCGCCCACAACUACCAUCCCCUCCCGGUGGCACUGGCGAAGGCUAAGGGUGCCAAUGUGUGGGACGUUGAAGGGAAGCGGUACCUGGACUUCCUGAGUGCCUACAGUGCGGUGAACCAGGGUCACAACCACCCCAAGAUUGUCAAGGCCAUGCAGGAACAGUCCCAAGUCCUGUCCCUGACAUCCAGGGCCUUCUACAACGAUGUCCUGGGAGAGUAUGAGGAAUACAUCACCAUGUUUGGAUAUGAUAAAGUGCUUCCCAUGAACACAGGUGUGGAGGGAGGCGAAACAGCCUGCAAGCUGGCCCGCAAAUGGGGCUACAAGGUGAAGGGCGUGCCCAAGAACACAGCCCGUAUCCUCUUCGCCGAGGGCAACUUCUGGGGUCGAACCCUGGCUGCCGUAUCGAGCUCGACAGACCCAGACUGUUACGAGGGUUUCGGACCUUACAUGCCUGGGUUUGACAUCAUUCCAUAUAAUGAUCUUGGAGCCUUAGAUAAAGCCACACAGGAUCCGACUGUUGUUGCGUACAUGGUGGAGCCGAUCCAGGGUGAGGCGGGCGUCAGGGUACCUGAUGCAGGGUAUCUCCAGGGCGUCAGAGACAUCUGCAGUAAGAACAAUGUUCUCUUUAUUGCUGAUGAAGUCCAGACAGGCCUCGCCAGGACAGGAAGACGUCUCUGUGUUGACCAUGAGAAUGUUCGUCCAGAUAUGGUCAUCCUAGGCAAGGCUCUCUCAGGAGGCAUGUAUCCUGUGUCAGCUAUUCUAGCCGAUGACGAGAUAAUGUUGACCAUCAGACCAGGAGAGCAUGGAUCUACAUAUGGAGGCAACCCACUCGCCUGCAAGAUUGCUAUGGCUGCACUCGAGGUGCUUGAGGAGGAGAAGCUAGCAGAGAAUGCGGAGCGUCUUGGAAAGAUUGUACGAUCGGAGCUAAGCACCCUAGACAAGAACAUUGUGACAUCAGUGAGAGGCAAGGGUCUUCUCAAUGCUGUCAUUAUCAAGGAAACACCACAAUACGAUGCAUGGCAGGUGUGCUUGCGUCUCCGUGACAACGGUCUCCUGGCCAAGCCCACUCAUGGUGACAUCAUCAGACUAGCCCCGCCCCUCAACCUGUCCGACGCUGAACUGCAUGAGAGCCUCGACAUCAUCAAGAAAACCAUCCUCUCCUUCUUGUAAAGGACUUAACUGCUAUGCUUUACUUCUGGGUUGGGUUUCACAAAACUCUUGCUAGUUUAACAUCAACAAGAUCCCAUUUGAAUGUAUGCAAUGAAAUUCACAUACAUUACAAUGGGAUGCCGGCAGCGCUCAAAAUACACGGGGGCGAUGGGCGAUUCGCCCCCGUGAGCUCCAUAAUCGCCCCUAUCAGGUUGUCCACGGGGGGCGAUUUCAAAAUUAAA
Messenger RNA from Strongylocentrotus purpuratus (purple sea urchin), 1632 nucleotides. RefSeq names its product ornithine aminotransferase, mitochondrial. Gene Ontology annotation, cellular component: cytoplasm. Gene Ontology annotation, molecular function: pyridoxal phosphate binding; identical protein binding; L-ornithine transaminase activity. NCBI's taxonomy places the organism in Eukaryota, Metazoa, Echinodermata, Echinoidea, Camarodonta, Strongylocentrotidae. The record is from RefSeq and is a predicted model, not a curated record.